CAAUAGACAACAAAUAAAAGCCUACCGACCCUCAAUCAACACGCCAAUCCGUGAAUGCCUCGCGUUGGAAUUUCGGCUUGCACGGGCAGUUCACCGGACAACUCAUGGAGAUGUUGCCAUGGUACCCAGCGAAAAUUUCCUCAAUCUUCGUAGCGAACACUCUAUCGCCGUCGCCAGGCCAGCCGUCCGUUGCUGCGGUCACGGCAAACCCUCAGAAUACUUAAAACUUCCGCCACCAUUCCACCUUCUCUCUCCACCACAUUUGCUCUUAUCUGCUACAAUGGCUAAGCUCUCUCGCGAGAACUUCGCUCCUACUUGCAACACUGCCCGGCGUGUGCCCAGCAAGCUCGCCGCUGCAGCAGAGGCUAUUGCUGUUGUCAACCCCGUGCAGAGGCCCCGACCGCCGCCUCUCGCACGCGCGCCGAACCAGUCGGCUACUACGUCAAGUUCUAAGAUCCCGGUCCUAGCUGCGUAUCGUUUCGCGGCUGGAGAGGCUGAGAUCUUUCGUCAGCCCUUCUUUUUCAAGGGGUUCGGACGACACAUCAAGCUCUAUCCUACUAAUUGUUCGCCAGGUUCGGUGUAUUUGUCGAAGAUCCCCGUGCGAACGUUCGCGACCAAACCCGCAAGCGCCGUCACGAACAAGAGCUCGAUCGAGAACGCACGCGCGCAGGCCCCCGCGGAAGGGAAGAAGAAGUCGAUGACGGAGCGCAAGUUCGGCCGCACUCCUGGCAAGUCGGAGACUAUGGUUAGGAAGUGUCGAACCUCAGCUAGAUUGCCGCAAGUCGCCGGUCGACUGUCGAAGCCGUCAAAGCUUCGAACUGCGGCAUCUACUGAGCUUGAGGCGACAAGUAUUCGUCGGCGCACAUCUAUUCGCGCGAAGACUACGUUUACCGCCCGGAACAAGACAAAACAGACGCCUGCUCAGUCUCGCAAUGCUCUUCCUGCACAUAAGCGUGCUGUCAGCACUGUCAACAAGGACGACGUCAAGUCUGCCCAGCUGCCCCCAAAGACUGGUCGCCGGGUUCAGAUGUCCAAGCCGACCGCGACUCGCAAAGCUCCAAAGCCGCUCGUUGGUAGUGGAGCGAGGCAGCGUGACCUAUCUAAGGCCCGCAAGCUCGAGCGGGAUAUUGACGACGUUCUGCAAGCUUUGGACGCAUUUUCGGCUGAGCAGGACACUCUCGGGCCGCCCCUUCUAAGUGAUGAGUACAUCGCGAGUCUCGCCGCCAACGCGGACCGUCGAUCCUCUGCCGCCUCGUCUGUCACCCUUUCGCCUGAUACAUCGCCACUUAAGAAGGAUGUCCGCUUCGAUCAGCAUGUUUUCAUCCUCCCGACCGAUUCUUCUGAAAGUCGAUUGCUGGUCUCGCUUCAGCCAGAGCAUGAUCCGUCAGUCAGGCAGAUGGUCAACAAGCGGAAAAGGGAUACGCAGAGCACUGGUAGCAAGGUCAUGUUCGCUCGGGACCCUCUUACGGGCUCCAUCACGCUCCAGAAGGCCUUCCUCUCCCGUUUCACCGCCGUGCAGCGUUACCAGCGGCGGCUGAUCGAGGAGCACGAGCAGGUUGAGGCAGAGAAGCCGUUGCACGCCCAGCGCGAGUACGGCAACGCGGAAUACAAGGUGUAGCUUGGGGCGACUGGAUUCGUUACCCUCGACGAUAUCGGGAAGACAACAGCACUCUUUGGCGAGAAGUACUGCGUUUACGGAAGCCCGACGAUCAAGAGCGAGUUUCCCUUUUGGAUCAACUGUCGGGUUCCUCGAGACGUGCCGCCACCGCUUGAGGAGUCUAUUGUGCCAGCGAGCUGCAACAAGACUGGUGG
Messenger RNA from Trematosphaeria pertusa, 1812 nucleotides. RefSeq lists its product as uncharacterized. The transcript is spliced from 3 exons. The coding region runs from base 119 to 1618 and encodes 499 amino acids. The record is from RefSeq and is a predicted model, not a curated record. Lineage: Eukaryota; Fungi; Ascomycota; Dothideomycetes; Pleosporales; Trematosphaeriaceae.